Molecule: messenger RNA, 1065 nt
Organism: Phalaenopsis equestris
Lineage: Eukaryota; Viridiplantae; Streptophyta; Magnoliopsida; Asparagales; Orchidaceae
Exons: 4
Coding region: 126-887 (253 amino acids)
Biological process (GO): UDP-N-acetylglucosamine biosynthetic process
Cellular component (GO): endoplasmic reticulum; Golgi apparatus; endoplasmic reticulum-Golgi intermediate compartment
Molecular function (GO): monosaccharide binding; glucosamine 6-phosphate N-acetyltransferase activity
Source: RefSeq, a predicted model, not a curated record
AGGCAAAUUUUUUCCGCUCAAACCGCCGUUAUCACCCACUAUCCUUCUGGAAGCGGAAGUGUGACUCGCGUUCUCUCCAUUCCGUUUCGACUUUCAAUCUUUACUGAUCGGAUCGAUCGCCAUCGAUGGCGGUCUCCUCUCUUCUCUCUUUUGUCUCCGCCUUCCACCUCCCCUUCUCAUCCCCAAUUCACCACCUUCGCCGAAGAGCCCAUCCUCCCAUCUCCAUCUCCACCAGUCCCUCUCAUGUCGACGUCCUCCGUCUCCGCGACCUCUUUGCCUCCGCUGGACACUCUUGUCACCGCUUUCCAGCUUCGGUUGGCGAAGGUCCCGUGGAGCUUGCCGAUCUCGGAAAGCUGCAGAGAGCCAUCUAUCACAGCUUCAUCUUGGUCUCCGUGUUCUGCCGCGCCAUGUUCUUACCCUCCACCGGCGCCGCCAUUGAAGAGCGCUCAGAUGAGACAUCAGCAGCUCUUGGUUUUGAGCAUUUUUUCGAGCGGAGUUUCUGGGCGCCAGGUCCUGACCACCAUUUGAUUGGAUUUGGUCGAGCAGUGUCGGAUGGGGGAUUGACAGCUUCCAUUCAUGAUGUAGUGGUCAUCCCUUCACUGCAGAAACGAGGUAUUGGUCAAAAGAUUGUUGAGAAAAUAAUCAGGAUCCUCACCAAUAAAGGCAUCUAUGAUAUUUCGGCUUUGUGUUCUGAAAAGGAGAGGCUCUUUUUUGAAGCAUGUGGGUUUGGAAAGGAUCUUCUUGAUUCUACCACGAUGAUGUACACCAGAACAGCCUCAAGUGAUCAAAAGGGUAAAUUCAUGGUCAGAAGUGCAGGUCGCCUGCAGCUGGUGGUUCCUCGCCCUCUUGAGCUUUACCCUUCUGGGAAGGAUUACUGUGGAGGCUAAUAAUCUUAGUGAGGCUCGAACAAAGCUCAUCAGGACAGUCAUACUAUUUGAAAUUUUGACGUUUUGGAAUUAAGUUUCUCAUUUCAAUUAGGUUGACCUAACUUUAAAAACCACCAUACAUGUCACUUAAAUUUUAAAUAUUGAAAAACUAUUAUAGGGGUCGUCUUCAAUAAUUGUG